AUGAACAUAACCCCGGCCGAGAAACAAGCCCUUCACGCCGGUUGGAAGCCGCACGACAACGUGAUCAGCGGCUCAAACAGCAGCCGCAGCCUGCGACCCGAAGCAGAAGCUGAUUUCGACGAACCACCGACGUCUUCGUUCGAGAUGGAAAACGCGGAGCUACAGCCCAAUGGACGGGGAAUGCACGCUAUGGAAGUUGAAGAUGAGGGGGCCGGACUUCCUGGGCCGGAGCAGUAUGCGAUGAGAGGGGCUGUCGAGCCGGGAGAUGAUAUUGGGGGUAGCGGCGGCGAGAGGGACUCAGAUGAUUUGUGA
Aspergillus mulundensis is the source of this 312-nucleotide messenger RNA. RefSeq lists its product as uncharacterized. The transcript has a single exon. The coding region runs from base 1 to 312 and encodes 103 amino acids. The record is from RefSeq and is a predicted model, not a curated record. Lineage: Eukaryota; Fungi; Ascomycota; Eurotiomycetes; Eurotiales; Aspergillaceae.